This is a messenger RNA of Dinoponera quadriceps, 3170 nucleotides long. RefSeq lists its product as uncharacterized. Gene Ontology annotation, biological process: SMAD protein signal transduction. The transcript is spliced from 5 exons. Gene Ontology annotation, cellular component: extracellular region. Lineage: Eukaryota; Metazoa; Arthropoda; Insecta; Hymenoptera; Formicidae. Gene Ontology annotation, molecular function: cytokine activity; growth factor activity. The record is from RefSeq and is a predicted model, not a curated record. The coding region runs from base 346 to 1968 and encodes 540 amino acids.
AGUCUCCGUGCGGCUGUCUCUCUCUUUCUCUCUUUUUUUAUCUUCCUCUCUCUUUUUCUCUCUCACCUCUCCUUCCGCGCUGAUAAGGUGCGGGACAAGCUCGGGAAAAGGCGCUCUUAUCCCUCGAUCGCGAUGAAGGCAUAGUCGAUGCGCGACGGCCACCGCGACGACGACAGUGACGACGACGAUACCUUUCCGCGUGGAUUUCCCGUGAUCGAGACGAGACACUUGGGUAUACUUAUUACCGCGAGUUGAGAAGGUUCCUUCCGGCGCGAGAACGAAGUCGACGGUUCGACCUCGGCGAACUUACCGGUCUUUCCUCGCGACGCACGUAGAUCCUAGCUGAUGGUGAUGACGAGAAGCGUCCCGGCCUGUUUGCUGAUGCUACUGUUCUCAUUGGCGUCUCUGAGCGACGUUAACGCGUACCCAUCGGACUUUCUCGAGGACAGGGAUGAGCAACAGCUCGGAAACUCGUGGCCGUUCUUCGGCCAGCUAACGGAAGAGAACGACCUCGCAUCCCGACGGGAAGAAGCUCUGCAGAAGAUACAAGAGGUCCUCGGAAUUCGGAGUCAAAGCGAGAACUUGGUUCGUCGCAAAGUGCCGCCGCAAUUCAUGGUGGAGCUUUACAAUACCAUCGCUGACCCGAGCGGGGUCACGCGGAAUCCUUACGAUGCCAAGGUCGUUCGCAGCUUCAUCGAACGGGACAGUUCCCUGUCGCACUUCUACUUCUUUAAUAUCUCGGGUCUGGAGGUGAGCGAGUCGGUGUUGGAGGCCGAGCUGCAUCUAUACCGGAAGAAAAUGCCUCUGAGGAACAUGCGCUCGACGACGCUUACGUCGCCUUAUUAUCUGAUAAGAGUGUACCAAGUCUUGGACGAUCGCAGCCUCGACGUGCCGGAUCUUCAUAAGCUAUUGAGCGUUCGUUGCGUCAGUGCACACGCUUCCGGUUGGCAGGUGUUUAACGUAAAGCAAGCGGUUCUCGGGUGGGUGAGCGGAGAGCUAAACCUGGGUUUCCUCGUGACGGCGUCGACCUUGUUCGAGGAGGAGGUGGCAGUAGAGUUUUCGCGUCGGAGUGACUACCACAGUCACAAUAAGCAACCGAUAUUGGUGCUCUUCGACGACGACAAUGGCGAUCGCAGCCAAGCCGGAAUAACGAAUGUUGCGCCUCGCUAUUACGCCUACGGCAACCAAGAGGACGAUCAACAGGCGGAAGAUAUCGAGAAGGACGCGAAAGGCGAGAACCUGGAGAAGAGCUACGUGGAGCAUUAUCGACGACACAAACGACAACGGGGUCAGCCGGAGGAAGCGCAACUGGAGAACAGACGCGAGCUGGAGUUCUUCCAGAGGCAGAAGAGAAGGCACGGCGAAGAAGAAGACGAACCGUGUCUCCCACAGGAAGCCGGAACGUUGGAGGUGAGCAGCGGACGUCGUCGUCGCGACGCCGCGUCGUCCAAGAAACGCUCGAUCGUGUCGUCGAGGGAUACGAGGAAGACCACGAGGAUCCUUAGAUCGAUGGACAUCUACGAGAGGGCGACGUUUCGCGAGAGGCUCGGCCAAACGGCGCGCGACCGCUCGAUGAGGCGGUCGACAGCGCGAGAACGUCGAUUGACACGCUCGACCACGAGCGGUCAAGACGAGCGGAACAGCACGAGCGGCGAGUGUGCCAGACACGAGCUCUACGUAGACUUCCGCGACAUCGGUUUGUCCUCUUCCAUCAUCGCGCCGGCCGGCUAUUCCGCUUAUCACUGUAAGGGCGUCUGCGAGCCGCCGCUUCGGCAAGACCAACGGCCGACGAAUCACGCGACGAUACAAGCGAUCGUGCACAAGAUGGGUCUGGUGAAGGGCGUCGAGAGACCCUGCUGUGUACCGACCCAGUUGCUGAGCACCAGCAUCCUCUUCUACGACGGCAACGAGAACGUCGUGCUGAAAAGGUAUGAGGACAUGAUCGCGGAUCGCUGCGGAUGCCGUUGAUGGAAUCGGCACCUCCCUCGGAACUGUUACUGCUCUCCAACGACUUUUCGCGCAUGACGGUUCGGGGAUCAUCGAAUCUCCCCGGGAACAGCGUCGGUAAUCGCGCUCAAUUAACCCUUUUAACAGCCAACGUUUCAUUUCUGCGGUCAAUCUGCUACUUCCGGCGAUAUUCAAUCGUUCGUAGAACUUUUCUCAAUUUUGUUGGAAGUCAAAUUGUUGACACGAUUAGGACGAUUCCCAGGUAGAACGAAACGGUAGUUACGAUAACGUUCUUGUUGAAAAUUUCCGGAUAGAUUACCAUCCAAGGGAAUUCAUGUGAAUCCAUGUAGAAUAUUAGAAAUGUAUGUACAUGGUGCAUGAAAAUUCAUAUUGGAAUCCACAUUGUUUACCUAUGAUCUGGUUUUUGGCGCAAAUCCCCGGGGACAACUAUGGGAUUCCAUUUCCUAUAUGAAUUCUCACUUGGUUUUUUCAACGGAGGUCAAGUCGAUUAUUUCUUAAUUUUUCCGACGUCAUUUUCUGUCCUGAUAUUAUGGGAUUCCUCUGGCAUUUCUCGUAUUAUAAUUGCUUAGGUCGUUAAUGGGUUAAUGUUGUCAGCGCUCUUCGUCAUUCCCGGAGAUCCAGCCCGACGACGAUCCUUAAUCAAUGCCGUACGCAGCUACUUUGUACAUAAGAACAUUCCCAAGUGCGCGUAGUAUCACACGUAUUAACGAAUAUGUGUCUAUAUUAGUAUACCGUUAAGUCAUAGUGCCGUUAAAUUAUUGCUAUAAUCGUAAACGAGGAAUUAGUUGAAUGUCCAACUGUGUAUAUACGAUACGCUCGGCGGUGACGCAUUUCGCGUCGCCGCCGUGCCACGAUUUAUUUAUAGCCGAGACGCAAAAGAAAUAAAUGAUAUUUAAGUGAUAGCACGCGAUCGUGAUCGAUGUUAUUCGCCCGUUACUCCCCCAUAGCAGUGUAAGAAAAGGCCCGGCGAGAAAAAGGAGGAGCGCACCCAACGUGUUUUCGAGGUAUCCCGAUUUAAUCCCCGGAUACCCAUUGUUGCGUUUUUUUUAUUGUUCCGUCGUUGCGCGAUGCCUUUUCUCAACGACGACGUCGACGAUGACGCAAAUAAAAGCACGCGAUAUCGCGGCUUGUUUUCGAGAAAAAUCAAAAUUUACAGACGCGCCUGUAAAAGCGGCAGGUGACAGUAACAGCGGGUGCGACGA